AUGGCUACAUCACAUCCAGAGUUCAGCAAAGAGACCGAGGGUGUCGACGUUGCCAAGGCUUUCCCAAAUGAGAUCCGCAAUAAAACCAUCAUAGUUACUGGCGCCAAUCGUAAUGGAAUUGGGUUCUAUACUGCUCACGCUUUUGCGUCUCAGUCCCCAGCUUGUCUAAUCCUGGCCGGGCGCAACGUCGAUAGAAUCCAAGAGUGCAUCGAUGCUAUCAAGCAGGACUUCCCCGAUGCCAACUGUCGUGCGCUAAAGGUUGAUCUUUCCAGCCAAAAGUCCGUUCGUGCAGCUGCUGCGGAGGUCUUGGCCUGGCCUGAUGUUCCUGCUAUUGAUAUCUUAGUGAAUAGCGCUGGCGUGAUGGGUCUCCCAGAGCGAACACUUAGUGUUGAUGGACUGGAGAUGCACUUUGCGACUAAUCAUAUCGGACAUUGGCUGUUGACAUGCCUGAUUAUGCCAAAGCUGAUCAAGUCUGCCGAGGGCAAACCCAAGGGAACCACACGGAUUGUCAAUGUCUCUUCCUUGUCGCCUACCGUUGCGACUAUGCGUUGGAGUGACAUCAAUUUUGACAAGCCAAACAAAGAGCUGCCCGAAGUGGAACAGCCGCCCUAUCCGAUCCUAGAGGCAUGGGGGUUUAAGGACUGUGAAGAUAAAGCAUACGUCCCUAUCGACGGCUACAACCGCAGUAAAGUAGCCAAUGUCCUAUUUAGCAUCGGAGCAACCAAGAGGCUGUACGAGAAGUACGGCAUCCUCUCCUUGGCCGUGCAUCCUGGCAUCAUGCCAACGGACUUGGGCAGGGCCUUUACUAAGGAACAACGGGCGGCCGUGGACGCCAUGAUAGACAAAGGCAUAUUUCUCUAUCAAACCCUCGGCUCGGGAGCUUCAACUUCGCUGGUAGCUGCUCUAGAUCCAAAACUGAAAGCUGGUGAGACGGUCGAUGGCAAGGAGAAUUACGGCUCGUUCCUAGCGGAUUGUCAAAUUAAUGGUGCCGCGCACCCCCUUGCUGUAUCUAGCAGCGAGGCUGAGAGGCUCUGGGCUCUAUCGGAAGAUCUGGUGAAGGAAAAGUUCUCUUGGUGA
Molecule: messenger RNA, 1077 nt
Organism: Trichoderma aggressivum f. europaeum
Lineage: Eukaryota; Fungi; Ascomycota; Sordariomycetes; Hypocreales; Hypocreaceae
Exons: 2
Coding region: 1-1077 (358 amino acids)
Source: RefSeq, a predicted model, not a curated record